This is a messenger RNA of Melospiza melodia melodia, 1633 nucleotides long. It is a transcript of the gene GLIS2, whose product is annotated as GLIS family zinc finger 2. The transcript has 6 exons. Gene Ontology annotation, biological process: regulation of transcription by RNA polymerase II. The coding region runs from base 59 to 1633 and encodes 524 amino acids. The record is from RefSeq and is a predicted model, not a curated record. Gene Ontology annotation, cellular component: nucleus. Gene Ontology annotation, molecular function: RNA polymerase II cis-regulatory region sequence-specific DNA binding; DNA-binding transcription factor activity, RNA polymerase II-specific. Lineage: Eukaryota; Metazoa; Chordata; Aves; Passeriformes; Passerellidae.
ACCCCGCCCCGCUUCCCGCCCGGCGCUGAGCCCCCGCCGCAGAGCCCACCCCGGCACCAUGCAUUCCCUGGAGGAGCCCCUGGACCUCAAGCUGAGCAUCUCCAAGCUGCGAGCUGCCCGCGAGAAGCGGGGCCCGUCCGGCCCCCGAGUCCGCGCUGCCCAGCGCCCCGACACCCCGCCGGCCGGGGAGGGCCGAGGGGGCGCCCGGGGGGUCCGCAGGGCCGUGCCAGCCUCGCCGUCGCCCGCGCUCCUGGCACACUCCAGGCUGGUGGAGCCGCGGGACGGGCGCUUCCCGGUGCCCGUGGUGGAUCUCAGCCUCUCGCCCCGCUCCGGGGGGGACUCUCCGGCGGGCAGCGCCUCGCUGUCCCCCGAGCGCCAGGGCAGCGGGGACCUGCCCGGCCCCCUCACCCCACACGAUUUCCAGUCCCUGCGCUACAUCGAUGGCCUCCCCAGCUCCUUCCAGUUCUUCCUGCCGCUGGGGGCCGGGGGGGCCCUGCACCUGCCCCCCGCCGCCUUCCUGCCCCCCAGCAAGGAGAAACGGCUCCCCCCCGAGCUGCCCCUGCCCAAGCAGCUCGUCUGCCGCUGGUCCAAGUGCAACCAGUUCUUCGACCUCCUGCAAGACCUGGUGGACCACGUCAACGACUUCCACGUGAAACCCGAGAAGGACGCGGGGUACUGCUGCCACUGGGAGGGCUGUGCCCGCCAUGGCAGGGGCUUCAACGCCAGGUACAAGAUGCUGAUCCACAUCCGGACGCACACCAACGAGAAGCCGCAUCGCUGCCCCACCUGCAACAAGAGCUUCUCCCGCCUGGAGAACCUGAAAAUCCACAACCGCUCGCACACAGGUGAGAAGCCCUACAUCUGCCCCUACGAAGGCUGCAACAAGCGUUACUCCAACUCCAGCGACCGCUUCAAGCACACCCGCACGCACUACGUGGAGAAGCCCUACUCGUGCAAGAUGCCGGGCUGCCACAAGCGCUACACCGACCCCAGCUCCCUCCGCAAGCACAUCAAAGCCCACGGGCAUUUUGUGUCCCCCGAGCACCCGGAGAUGCUCAAGGUCCACCCGCCUCCCAAAACGCCCCUGGGCUCGGCGGAGGUGCCCUACGUUAACGGGGCGCAGCUCGUCAUCCCCAACCCCGCCGCUCUGUUCGCCCCGCCGGGGCUGCCGGCGCUGCCCAUCCCGCUGGCACCGGCGCCGCUCGAUCUCAGCGCCCUGGGCUGCGGGGCUGCGGCCGCGCUGCCCGCCCUGCCCGGCCCCGUCCUGCCCCUCAACGGCGGCCCCCUGAACUUGGCCAAGAGCCCGCUGCUGCCCUCGCCCUUCGCGGCGGGGCUGGGGCUGCCCGUCAUGUCGCUGCUGGCCGGCGGGGCCAAGGCCGAGGGGGAGAAGGGCGGCGGGGCUGAGGGGCGGCCGCCCAAGGCGGGCAAGGGGCUGGAGAGCCGCAAGGAGAGGGGCGAAAGGACGGAGCCGGGGCGGCCGCGGGUGCCCCCCGAGAGCCUGGCGCUGCUGCCGGGGGCCGUGCUCGACCUCUCGGCCGGUGUCAGCUCGGGGGGCAGCCCCGAGGCGCUGCCCCCGGGCUGGGUGCUCAUCCCCCCGGGCUCCCUGCUGCUCAAACCCGCCGCCGUCAACUGA